Molecule: messenger RNA, 1515 nt
Organism: Ruditapes philippinarum (Manila clam)
Lineage: Eukaryota; Metazoa; Mollusca; Bivalvia; Venerida; Veneridae
Exons: 2
Coding region: 122-808 (228 amino acids)
Biological process (GO): lipid transport; lipoprotein metabolic process
Cellular component (GO): extracellular region; membrane
Molecular function (GO): lipid binding
Source: RefSeq, a predicted model, not a curated record
UAAAUUUUCAAAUGUAAAAUACGUUGUCCUAUCUAGUUUUUUCUUCUUUUUCUAAUGGAAGAGAACUGAUAACCAAACAAUACCAUUUUGAAUGCUACAAUUUAAGGUUACUUCAUGAGCAAUGACAGACCCCUUGGCAGUAUGGGCAGAAGACAGACGGAACACAAUAAAGGAGUUGCGAAAACUUGCUGAGGAAAUUAAACUCCAUGCCAAGAAAGCAAAGAUUGCUAGUGUUGUUGGCGGAGGAACAAGUGUUGUUGCAGGCAUUGGAGCAGCCGCUUGUUUCUUUGCUGCACCAUUUACUUUUGGUGGGAGCCUUGUUCCAGCAACGGCCCUUACAGGUAUUGCAAUAGCUGGAGGUGUAACAUCUAUAGGAUCUUCAGUAACAAACUAUUUCAUCGAAAAGGGAUAUCUUAAAAGUGUUCAAGAGGCUCUUGAUAAAGAUAGAGAAUCAUUUAAUAAACUCAAAAAGGCUGUUGUAAAGGCUAAAGCAAUCACCGCAAAGGAAAGUGUAGAGUGUGCUUUUAAGAUUGGCAAAGGCAUUCCAGGUGGUGUAAACGUUGUUACAUCCAUUGCUCGUAAACUCACAGUAUCUGAAAAAGCUGCUGCCAGUCUUUUAAAACUCGGUCGGACAGCAAGAUUUGCCGGCCACGCAGUUGCACUCGUUGCUUUACCACUUGAUAUAAUCUUUUUUGUUAAAGAUGUUAUAGAUUUGACCAAAGGAAAUGUCUCAAAAGCCGCUGAAAGAGUUUAUGAAUUAGCAAACAAUUUACAGACAGAGAUUGAUGAUAUACUAGUGGAUUCUUAAACAUUGAUAGCUGUUAACCUUAUUUUAAUAUUUUUUGUUUGAACUUGUAUUACAUGAUACCCUCUGCGAGGCAAUACUCUUUGGAAGACAAAAGAAUGGCUGAUGCUGAAAGGUGUCGCUCGUGAUAGGUUAGUGCAUGAUGUGGUCCUUUUUUUAGGAAACAUGUUGAUAUAAUAAUGUUUUUAGGGAUAGCUCAGCAGAGGUUGCAUUGUUAUACGUAUUCAGUUUCGUAUUUUCUAGUAUAUAAUUAUAUUAAAUCUUUCUGUUUUUUUUUACCCUUCUAACAUUUUAUUUAUCAUUUUACUAUAAUUAUUAAAAAUUUAUGAUGUUUUAGUUUAAUUUUAUUUCUAUUUGAAUUUAAAGAGAAAUAUUAAUCGCAUGUUGUUUUAUGAAUUUACUAUUUAUCUGCUGCAUGUGUAUGGUGUAGUGCUGACAUACAUUUUGCAUUUACAAGUUUCAAAUUCUAAACUUAUACUACAAUUUGUCACAGUGCAUACAAUACUUUAUAAUUAAAUAUGAACACAUUGGCUAUGAUUAAAUCCAUAUUCAUUUUCUUUUCUGUUAUGUUCUGUUUGACAUCAAUUUCAUACUUUUAAAAAUCUGUCUAUUGUUUGAGUUUUACGUCGCGUCUACAUUGUCAUGGUAAUAUGACGACUUUUCAGGUUUUCUAGAAGAGGACAACACCUAGAUGCCCCAUCCGUGCACCG